Naegleria fowleri is the source of this 1143-nucleotide messenger RNA. RefSeq lists its product as uncharacterized. The record is from RefSeq and is a predicted model, not a curated record. Lineage: Eukaryota; Heterolobosea; Eutetramitea; Acrasida; Naegleriidae. The coding region runs from base 1 to 1143 and encodes 380 amino acids. The transcript is spliced from 2 exons.
AUGUUUUUUGGGAGUGGUGUUUUUAAUCCGUCCGAAUUGGCAAAUUCUGUGAUCCUCAACGCAACGAGGUCGACCACGAGGACUAGUCAUGCUGAUGAUGAUGAUGAAAAUAAUACUCAUACGAACAACAAUGGUUCUGGAGGAGGUGCAGGUCCCCGGAGAGUGAGAUUUAGUGUUCGUAUAAGAGAAAGCUCAUCAUCAAAUAAUAAUAAUAAUUCCGAUCCACACCAUCAUCAUCAAAAUAAUAAUAAUAAUAAUUUUAGAACACUGCAUGAGGAUCGGAAUGAUGAUGAUUCUGAGGAUGAUGAAGAAACAAAUCGCUCACAACAACAACAACACUCGUUUACACUACUCUUUCCGAAUACCUCUUAUCAACGCACAGUUCAAACGAAACGGGAAUUUAGAAACAAGGUGAUCUUUUGUUUUGCUGGAAUGAUUUUCUUUGCUUCUAUCGGAAUACCCAUGCUGGUAUUGUGUGGAUUAUAUUUUGGUUAUAUUCGUGAUGGACCCACUUCGAUUGUUGAUGAAAAUGCAAUUACUGUGUUAAUUCCUGGUGGGUGCGUGAUUGAAGCAAUUUGGCAGAAUUGUUUUGUGAUCAAGUAUACAAGAGUUUGUUAUUUUCGGGUUGGAUUUAAUCAAACACACAGUGGCAGUAGUGGGAUUAAGAGUAUAAAUCCUUGGAUGAUGAAUGACCAAGUUUCACACGAGAUUCAGCAACCUGUAAAUGAUCAAUUAAUUAGUGACAAAUUUAUUAUCAACAACAAAAGAGUUCCAACUUUGGAAAUGAAUCGUGAUGACAAGAAUGAGGCAACUUCUAUUAUAUUUGCUGAUGAGAAAAGUACGAAUCAUGCAAUGACAGAUACAACAGGAAAAUAUAAAAGCUUAAUGACCACUCCAGCGUAUGAUAUUACCAUUGAACCAUUUCGUUCUUUGAGAGUGAAUGACACAGUAUUAUGUUAUUCCAAUAAGAACGAAACAAAGGUCUCCAUUAUUGAACCAUCCUCUGAAUUGUAUGAAAGAUAUUACAUGUUUGGAGUGUUCUUAGCAGUUUUUGGAUCCAUUUGUUGUGCCUGUUCACUCUGCACAUGGGUGGCUUUAUUUUCGAGAAGUGUUUCGGACAGUGAGUCUCAUUUUGAUGGAUAG